This is a messenger RNA of Westerdykella ornata, 1192 nucleotides long. RefSeq names its product F-actin-capping protein-like protein subunit alpha-1. Lineage: Eukaryota; Fungi; Ascomycota; Dothideomycetes; Pleosporales; Sporormiaceae. Bases 54 to 869 code for a protein of 271 amino acids. The record is from RefSeq and is a predicted model, not a curated record. Gene Ontology annotation, cellular component: actin cortical patch; F-actin capping protein complex. The transcript is spliced from 5 exons. Gene Ontology annotation, molecular function: actin filament binding. Gene Ontology annotation, biological process: barbed-end actin filament capping; actin cytoskeleton organization.
AACAGCCCGACAGCUGUUUCUCUCUCACGAUACACUAAAGUGCAUAUCCCACGAUGUCAAGAACUGCAGCACUAUCCUCAUUUGUUGAAAGUGCGCCUCCUGGCGAGCUCACGGAUGUCACCAAAGCGAUAAAGUCCAUUCUCGGCGACGACUCUCUCCACAGCGAGCUCACACCCGCCUUCGAGAAAUACAACGAAUCCCAAUUCGCAACCGUGAAACUCCCCGGCGGCAGCACCGAGGUCCUCGUCAGCGAACACAACAGACUAGGCGACGGCCGGUACUACGAUGUCGAGAGCCAGAGCUCGUUCGAAUUCGACCACAGCACGCAGAGAGCCAGCAAUGUGCAAUCUUAUGUGCUAGACUCCAACCACGCAGACCUCGUGAAGAGCCUUGUCAAAUCCCUCAGCAACCACACAUCCGAGCACUACCCCAAGUCCAGCCUUGGAGUCUACCCCAUCGAAGAUGACACGCAACUCGCCAUCCUCACUGUCGCGAACAAGUACUCCCCCUCCAACUUUUGGAACGGCCGCUGGCGCUCCUCGUACAUCUAUGACCCGUCCUCAGGCUCCCUCACAGGCAGCAUCAAGGUCGACGUGCACUACUACGAGGAUGGCAACGUGCGGUUGCUGACGAAUAAGAAUGUCUCCGCGAGCCUAGGGGCCAAUGCCACUGCGACUGAGAUUGUGAGGCAGAUUGCCGUGGCAGAGAAGAAAUAUCAGGAAGACUUGAACAAGGCGUUUGCGAGCUUGAGUGAAGGGGCUUUCAAGGCGUUGAGGAGACAGCUACCGAUUACGAGGCAGAAGAUUGAGUGGGAGAAGAUUUCGGGUUAUCGGGUUGGGCAAGAUAUCGGAGGUGGACGGUCGCGGUAGAGCAUGGUGCCAGUUUAGUCGCGUUUUGAUAUCACGAGAUGACGAGUAUCAUGAUAGAUCUUGUUUUGGCGCAAUGAAGCGAUCAUAUAUACCAAGACUUGAAUCAUUACAGCCGAAGCGUUUACCACAAUGUCUUCUUCUGAGCUGAACAGUCCUCACUACCAUGCGGGUAGGUCCGAAAGGCGAGCUUUGUGUUCGCGGAUGAAGUCUAGUCAAUUCGGUAUCCUGUCGCACACCAGUAGCAGAUAUGGCGACAAACAUAGGCGGUAAACGUAGGAAGAGUCGGCGAGCGGAGUUGUGUUUUGCCCAGGUCAGCUGCGGGC